UCUACUGGGCUAUUAAGCAGCUCGGCCAGGCUCGGAGAGGGGAGCCUGGAGGGAGGUGCCGGUGGGCAGAACAAAGAGACCCCAGAACAGCACAGGCAGCCUGAGGUAAGUCCUGAGGUCCACAUGUUCAUUCAACAAACACUCGUUGACGCACGGGGAGUGAUGGCAGUGGGAUUGAAACCUAGGAGUGGGGCUCUGGAGUCUGUACCUCUCUGGGGAACCACCAGGCCGGCCAGGAUGAGAUGUUCUCGGCCCCGCAGCACAGAGGUGGCCCUGCCUGUAGCUCUGAGCAUCGUCACCCUCUUCUUCUUCAGUCUGUACAUGUCAUCGCCUGCCUUCCAGAGCCUGAAGGAGCCCCGGGACAACCCCGUGGCCCUGACCUGGCCCUCUCUACCCUCUCGGCCCGCCCCGCGCCCCCCGCCCGCCCCCUGCAGGGCCAACGCCUCCGUGGCCACCCUGCCCAACUUCGAGGGGCAGCCACAGCAGGUGCGUGACUUCCUGCUGUACAGGCACUGCCGUGACUUCCCGCUGCUGCAGGACGUGCCCCUGGGCAAGUGCGCGCCGCCUGUCUUCCUGCUGCUGGUGAUCAAAUCCUCGCCCAGGAAUUACGAGCGGCGGGAGCUGGUGCGGCGCACUUGGGGCCGCGAGCGCCAGGUGCGGGGUGCCCAGCUGCGCCGCCUCUUCCUGGUGGGGACGGCCCCUAACCCCCUGGAGGCUCGCAAGGUCAACCGGCUGCUGGCGCUGGAGGCACAGGCGCACGGCGACAUCCUGCAGUGGGACUUCCAUGACUCCUUCUUCAACCUCACGCUCAAACAGGUGCUCUUCCUAAAGUGGCAGGAGACUCGGUGCACCAAUGCCAGCUUCGUGCUCAAUGGGGAUGAUGACGUCUUCGCACACACAGACAACAUGGUCUCCUACCUGCGGGACCAUCAUCCCGACCGCCACCUCUUUGUGGGGCAACUGAUCCACAGUGUGGGGCCCAUCCGGGUUCCCUGGAGCAAGUACUAUGUGCCAACAGUGGUGACACAGGAGGAGCAGUACCCUCCCUACUGUGGGGGGGGUGGCUUCCUGCUGUCCCGCUUCACGGCCACUGCCCUGCGCCGGGCCGCCUCCACACUGGACCUCUUCCCUAUCGAUGAUGUCUUCCUGGGCAUGUGCCUGAAGCAGGAAGGUCUGAAGCCCGCCUCACACGGCGGUAUCCGCACAGCUGGCAUUGGGGCUCCCUCGGCCCGCAUAUCCUCCUUUGACCCCUGCUUCUACCGGGAGCUGCUGUUGGUCCAUCGCUUCUUGCCAUACGAGAUGCUACUCAUGUGGGACGCCCUGAGCCGACCCAACCUCACCUGUGGCCAGCAGAUGCAGGUCUACUGAGGUGGGAUCAGGGCCCGCAGCCUCUAGGCUCUGGUCUCCACCCCCACUGGAAGGGGCUGCGUCUUCCUCCCGGGAAGCAGAAAGCUCUGUUCUCCCAAGUGGGCCGGGCACAGCGGAGCGCCAGGGCGGGUUUGAUGAGCGACUAGUCUAGCUGGCAAACUCCUAGACGUCCUGCAAAACCCACCCGGUCCUCGAACCUGUGUUCUAUCAUCCUCCCUAGCCUCUCAGCUGAAGGGGGACAAUCUCUUCCCAGGGCAGCGAAGUGCAGAAGCACUUCUGAGUCAAGGUCCCAUUUCCCAGCUCCGACCUUGAUCAUGGGACGGACCUUCCGUGGUGGCCAAGCCCUCCUUGGUAGUAAAGCCACAGUGGUUUAACGGUAGGUGAGUUCCAGCCAUGGUUCACGGUCCGUUGGGAACCCUAGGUCCA
Messenger RNA from Leopardus geoffroyi (Geoffroy's cat), 1794 nucleotides. It is a transcript of the gene B3GNT3, whose product is annotated as UDP-GlcNAc:betaGal beta-1,3-N-acetylglucosaminyltransferase 3. Gene Ontology annotation, cellular component: membrane. NCBI's taxonomy places the organism in Eukaryota, Metazoa, Chordata, Mammalia, Carnivora, Felidae. Gene Ontology annotation, molecular function: N-acetyllactosaminide beta-1,3-N-acetylglucosaminyltransferase activity. The coding region runs from base 124 to 1368 and encodes 414 amino acids. The transcript has 5 exons. The record is from RefSeq and is a predicted model, not a curated record.